Messenger RNA from Sparassis crispa, 1911 nucleotides. RefSeq lists its product as hypothetical. The record is from RefSeq and is a predicted model, not a curated record. NCBI's taxonomy places the organism in Eukaryota, Fungi, Basidiomycota, Agaricomycetes, Polyporales, Sparassidaceae. Bases 1 to 1911 code for a protein of 636 amino acids. The transcript is spliced from 9 exons.
AUGAAGAAUCGCCACGUUGCCGACUUGUACACCGAGCUGCGCAGAACAAGUGCUCAGGUGGUCAAGUUAUCUGAUGUACAGACUGAAUUGAUGCAGGUUAUGCAAGAAAAUAAGCAGUUGACACAAGAGCUGCAGGCCUUAAAGUCCGAGAAGAGCCGAUCCCCAAGUUUUGUCAGUACUUCGACACUCAUGCCAAGCGACUCUGUUUCGCAUCGCGGUGGCACGAUCUCACAAGAUAGCAGCAUCGUCUCUCCUCCUGUGCCGAAAAAGACAUAUUCAUUCACGGUCCUCUGGAACAAAGAGGAUUGUAAGAAGGACGACGAUGUCCACAUCACGGUAGCUAAUCCUGAAUGGAUUCCUAUGGAUCAGGCCGUUCGACACGAGAACGGUGACCUCAUCUCAAGCGCAGAGUGGCACGCGAUUCAGACGACUGCACGCGUAGUCAAGAACGAGCUUCUCUCUCUUCCACCUCCUCGAGACCGUCAGUAUCGCAACAUAAAGCGAACAAAAAAGGUAUUCAAGGCUGCAUAUCCACACGAAUGGGAAGCAGCCAUGCUGAAGAUGGAGAAGCAACAACCGUUGCUCGCCCUUUGCUCAGACCAUUGGAAGGCAGAGUACAUCAUUGGUCCUAUGCUGCUCCAGCAGCACAAACCCGACUCCGAACUCGACAAUGAUGAUGACGACGUUAGUCACAUCAGCACUUCCGCCACCAACACUCAUGCAUCUGAGCACGGUGAAAUCUCCGCCUCGAUGGCCUCGCAGGUCUCUGUUGCCAACAAGAGGCGCCGUGUCCACUCCACUUCUUCAAGCAAGCCAAAGAAGAAGCCUGUCGCGGGUGUGGUAUCGCAACAUGCAGAGGGUCGAACAUCUGGCCCAGUGGCCACACCUGCAUUGGAACCGCAGCUGAGUCUAACGUCUGUCCCAGUGACCAUGCCUGUGGAGCCACAGCUGAGUGCAAUCGGUAAUAUUCUCGCCCAAGUGCCUUCCGCGCCUCCCUCUGUCGUUGCCUCUGUCAUCUCUCCUUCGGUAUCUGGCCUAACGGUGAAAAGCGCCAUUGACAUCAGCUUCAUCAAUGUCGAUCCGUCAAUCGAGAAUUUGAUAGAUGCCUUGUCCAGUAGCCAUCCGGAUUUAAUAAGUGUCAUCACAUUCAUCGAGCGCAUCGAGAACGCUGAUCCUAACUCACCCGACCUCUCGGAAGACGAUCUUGGAACGGCGUGGGGCCAUUACCAGUUUACAGCAGGCUCGAUGACCUCCAGCUCCACGCUUGUCUCAUGGGAUGGCAUUGGGAGUGAGGCCGCGCGAAGAUUAAUUGCCGCCAGCAUCAAGACGUGCAAGGUUGCAAGACAUGUGUGUUUUGUCAGCGGGAUCAAAAUGAACGCGUAUCUUAGUGAUGCAUACUUGGAGACGACAGUUGAAAUCCUUUGGAGGCUCUGGAAAGCCGCAGGAGGACCUGUUGUGAAGGGGAAGGGCAAAGCUUUCACAUCAUCGGACUCACGCACCAUGUCCACUGCUGACGCCAUCGCCAGUAUUCCUGACUCCUCUGCCGCCACUCUUACCCCCUCUGCCACCACUUUGGUCAAUGUCUCUCAGCCCUCUGCCAACAUCGGUUUGUCCAUGAACUCUGAUUCGUGCCCUUCCAACUCGUCUGGUAGUGGAAAACCUAUGGCCAACAGCAAUUCUGACCCGCGUGCAUAUAUCACUUCGCUCAACAGAGACGAAUUGUUUGAAUGGAUCAUCGAUCGGAAGUUGGCGGUCAAUAUGAAGCUUGGAAAGAAGAGUUCCUCCGUUAAGAAAGACAAGCUCGUAUCAAUCAUUCUGUCCGCCGAAGUGACCGCCCAGCCGUCUAAGGCAGAAGUCGACGUCAUCGUGCAGCAGUGCAAGCUUAAGAAGAUGGCCACUUCAAGAGUUUGA